Fibroporia radiculosa is the source of this 2232-nucleotide messenger RNA. RefSeq lists its product as uncharacterized. Lineage: Eukaryota; Fungi; Basidiomycota; Agaricomycetes; Polyporales; Fibroporiaceae. Gene Ontology annotation, cellular component: nucleus. The coding region runs from base 1 to 2232 and encodes 743 amino acids. The record is from RefSeq and is a predicted model, not a curated record. Gene Ontology annotation, molecular function: metal ion binding. The transcript is spliced from 11 exons.
AUGGAUUCACCGUCUACCUCAGUACAGGCUCUGAGAUCCCAAAUUGCUCGUUUGAAAGGCGUAAUCGACCAACACAAGCUUCAAGAACCGCGCAAGCACCCACCAGGACACCAGUAUACUCGCGCUAGGAACAACGUUUAUGUCAACCCAAACUACCAACCGCCGAAACGAUCUUCUAAAUUCGUUGCUUCCCGUGCUCCCCAUCGCAGUUACAAGCCCAAGCCCAUCCGCCCCAAGCGUACCAUUAACCGUCGUACGUUAAGCAAGCGAAAGUACUUCAAUAAGCCAUGUCCCCGUUUCUCCACCACCGGAGCUUGCAAUCGCGGCCUUACUUGCAUGUAUCAACAUGAUCCGUCGAAGAUCGCCAUCUGCUGGAACUUCCUGCAUGGCAAUUGUUCGAACACUGCUGAGAGCUGUGGCCUAUCGCACGAUCCCACUCCCGAGCGCACGCCUCCUUGCUUGCACUUUGCUAACAAUGGACGGUGCACUAGGGAAGAUUGCCCCUUUCCCCACGUACGUCUAGGACAGCGGCAGGGGGUUUGUCGCGAUUUUGCUGUGUUUGGAUACUGCGGCAAAGGAUUGGAUUGCGAGCGGCAGCAUAUUCGUGAAUGUCCUGACUUCGCAGAGAAGGGGAAGUGUACCCUCAAGGGAUGCAAGCUCCCACAUGUCAUUCGUGCAAAUCGCAAUCGAAAGGCCGACGCUGGUAUGGCUGCCAUAGGAAUCCCUGCCCAUCCUUCCAGCCCGGUCCAUGCAACGAACAUCGACAAUGUUAACACGGAACAUCCACCCGGAGCCGUCGAGUCGACUCAGCUCGGAGAUGAGUAUAUAUCUCUGACGUUUCAUGAGAGUGAAAGUGACAGUGAAAGCGAAGAUGAGCAAGACAGCGAAGACAGCGGCCGCAAAUACCACGCGUCGCCUUUACGAAAAGAUCCUUCUGCAGUGCAUAUUCCUGUUGCGAUAACAGGCGGUGCCACAGCCCUUUCACCUAUCAAGUGCCCACGAAUGAACUCCUCUUUUACCUUUCCCCUGGCUGGUAUAUCCGACCUCAGUGACUCCCCUCGUGUCUCUUGUGACAUGCCCCAUCACGCUGACGAGAGUUCUCUCUGGCCUGAAGACUUGUCUACUCUAUCGCAGCCAUCAAACCUCAGUGGCGAAGCCAACUCACAGCUCUCCCAUUCGGAAUUUGUCUUCCCAGAUGAGACUUCUGGUCAAAGCAUCCGUGGAAAUGCCCUUUUCCCCGCAGAUUCAAUGCCUCAUCUCCUCUACUCUUCCAAUCUGAACCAGCAGUCGCUUCUUCUGAGUCCUGCUGAAACAUCCACGCAAUACGCUGAUAUGACAUUCCAAUCAUCACCCUUAUACAGUGUAUCCCCACCCAUCAUCUACAGCGAUACCCCUCGCAAUACUCCUGCGAUUUAUGUUGAGACUUCUGGAUUAAACCCACUACUAUCUACGACCCCUGACUCUUUGCGCACACCGUAUGACCAGUAUCCCUUUCCAUACAACCGCCGUCCCAGCCUUCCUACCCCAUCCAGUUCAACCUCUCGCUUGCCUAUCACACCUGGAGCGUCCCCCAUGAGCACCAUUGGUAGCCCGUUUGUGUCCUCUUCUCCACACUCUCCCGUAUCGCCUAGUAUGAGAGGUCCGAUCGAUCAGCAGGGGCGCGAUCCGCAUGCAAAAGCUAGCAUGCGCACUGUUCAGGAACUUGCAGUAGCCUGCUCCAGUCCUUAUGAUGGCUUGCUCGUCCCUCAGAGGACGUACCGCCCUCAUACACAGAGCGACCGUAGGCGUUAUGUAGAAGAGGUUGAGUUAGAACCACCCAUCAUGUUCCUCGUCCAAAACCCGGAGGGUUGCGGGAUCCCACUGCGAGAUGCUCUUAACAGCAAAUUCAUGCGGCUCGUGGAUAGAGACGAUCUGAUGUUUAGACAACGCGGGCCGUCCGUCUCCAUUAGGUUGAUGUGGCCCGGAUAUACGCAAUGGAGCAGGCAGAUUCCGACGCGCGAUUUUCGUAGCCCUCCGGGUCCUAUCACCCGCUCGAAGCUAGCAAAGAACGUUGCCAAAACUAUCGAGAGGUUCAUUCAGGAGAUGCAGUCGCAACAAAUGGAGGAAGAUGCUGACCCUCGCUGGCGCGUCGGCGCGAGACAUAUUACAAUCGACCAUCUCUCUCUUGUCGGCCUCCAGCACGUCUCCAUGGGCAGCUGGCAAUGCCACGUACGUCUCAAUCGGACUCAUUAG